Molecule: messenger RNA, 2424 nt
Organism: Gilbertella persicaria
Lineage: Eukaryota; Fungi; Mucoromycota; Mucoromycetes; Mucorales; Choanephoraceae
Product: fungal-specific transcription factor domain-containing protein
Exons: 3
Coding region: 491-1984 (497 amino acids)
Biological process (GO): DNA-templated transcription
Molecular function (GO): zinc ion binding; DNA binding
Source: RefSeq, a predicted model, not a curated record
CUUUUUUCUCCUUAUUUGUGUUUAUAUAUUUAGUCUUCAUUUCAUUUUCUCUCUGUUUCUCUUUCUUUCUUUUAUGUUGUAUCAUGUCCAAAUCAACAAGCCAACCAACAAAACGAGUCAAAGUGACUUUAGCUUGUGUGAUUUGUCGCAAAAAGAAAGUCAAAUGUGAUGGUAUUCAACCUACUUGUUCUCGAUGUCAAUCAAUUGGUAUCUGUUGCCAAUAUUCAGAUCCUCCUAAAAAGAGAGGACCACCUAAGGGAUAUGUUGAAAUCAUUGAAAAUCGUGCACACCGGAUUGAGUCUCUGUUGGGGCAACAACAACAGCAAAAACAGCAACAGCAGCAAUCUUUAUUAAGAUGUACUGACGUCAAUUCAUUAUCAAGUAGUCUAUUUUUGUAUUUAACAAAGAUAUUUAACCAUGUUGCACAUAGUACAAGAGAAACCAUUAAACCCAUUACUUUUCUUGAUUGCUGGUGCAGUAAACGCAAAGAAUGCACACCAAUGGCAUGAUACACGAUUUUUUAAUGCAUGAAACCUGGAUACAGUAUUAUUUUGACUACUUUAAUUGCAUUUUUCCUGUUCUGUCAAAAAGCCAGUUCCAAUUUCAGCUAGAGAACAAUAGCCUUCACCCACUCUUAAGGCUGGCUGUGUUUGCCUUGGGUUGUCGCUUGCACCAGGGUAACCAGGAGGCUGACCUUGUUCAACAGUUCCACUCAAUAAUAUCUCAUGAUAUGUUACCUGAUAUUUCUAUAGUACAGGCUCUUGCUAUCAUGUGUUGGUAUUCGUGUCUUGCGGGUGAUAUGCAACAAUGCCAUUCACUUCGCCAUUAUUUGGCUACGAUGGUUCAUAAAUUAAAUUUGGGGUAUGAGUCUACAAAUCGUUCCCAAGAUAUGCAUUUGACAGAAAUGAAAAGACGCGCCUUCUGGACAUCUUUUGUGCUUGAUCAAUGGCUUGCUAGUUGUACAGACACAAAAUCCCUGAUCAUUCAUGGCGAUUGCAAGUAUCCUCAGCUGGAAGAAAGUCAGUUGUCUAUUCUCUACUCUCAACAACAGCAGCAGCAAGCAGAAUUGAGUUUGCCAGAUACGCUUGAAUCAGCUUUUCAGAUCAAUUCGUUUAAAGAAAUGAUACGAUUAGCUCAUAUUGUGGGCGAUAUUGCUUAUGGUCAUCAAUCGCAGUUGGAAUCCAAUUUGACUGAAUGGUUAUUGCAGCUGCCUUCUUAUCUUGAUUUUAAUAGUACACAACUCAAUAAGCCUUCACCUAUAACCAAGAUAUAUCGCAUUCUUUAUUAUACUGCUCAAAUCAUGAUGAGCCAUAAACAACAACGCCAAAACAUACUUAGUUCAAGUAUCUGUACAACAGCUGCAAACACUAUUAUUCAUAUCUCUGAGCAUAUGGUAGCCUCAGGACAAAAGGCUUAUCUCUCAAAUGUCUUUUUCCUUUCCUUGACAUUAGCAACUUCCAUUCAUUUAGAUAACACACUCAUGAAUGGAAAAGAACAUGGGCCUGAUAAAGUCAAUUUGAUCAAAAGCAUCUCACUGAUUAAAGAUCUCAACUCAACCUGUCUCUCUCGUUUUGAAUUUGAUCAACUUUUGGACCAUUUCUUGCUUGACCGCUGCGAUAUUCGCUUGGAAUCUGUCUAUCCUUCUCCUUCCACUCCCAACAUUGCACCAAGAAAGUCAAAGCGAUCUUUUCAUGAGAUGGAAAACGACUUGCCAUUUUUUUCCCCUCCUUCAACACCUGUAACAGAAUCAAGUACAACUACAAUUGCUGUGCCUCUGACAGAAUCAUUUGAUAUUAAUCAACUGUUAGUCAUUGAUGAAUGGCCAGCAAAUUGGACAGAUAUUUUGGACCAACAGACGAUUGAAUCGUGUUCAAUUACUUAUUUGACACCUUCACAAUCACCAUCACUAAAUUUAAAAGAAGAAAACUUAUUUAUGCAACAAUACCAAAGACAUCCAUUUUCAUUUUCAUUUAGUUUAUUGUAGCCACUUUCUUUUUUUUUUUUUUAUGAUGAUAUGCUUUUUCUUAUGUAUAUAUUUUAUCUAUGUAGAUGUUUAUUGCUUUUCUUUCUUACAGAUAUUAUGAUUUCCCUCCUCCUCCCCUCCCUUUUUUCCCCUUUAAUUACGCUUUUCUUGUUCUUUACUCUUUUUAAAUAUAUGUAUAUAUAUGCAAACUAAUCAACCUCAAGAAAAAAUUUUGGAUAUUUUUUAAUCAAUCUGAUACACUUGGCACCAAAGAGACAUAGAAGUCAUCUGAGUCACUUCUAAGUGCUCUAUGCCUGUCUUCUUCGGGCUCAACACCAUCCCUAAGCGUCUUGCAAUGCUUCAACAUAGUAAAAGCCAAGGUGUUCUUGAAAGCUGCAUGUGAUGGAAUAGUAAUAGAAUCCCUAUGAUUGGUGAAUAAGAACACAAUGUAAAACAACCAG